AUGGGUCGAAAAGCCAGCUCAUGGAUGACGCCUUUGUACUUUGGUGCAGAGAAGAAUGUGCCACCCUGUGUAAACAGCUUGGCCAAGAGAAUGCCCAUAAAUGAACUCAACGCAAAUAUUCAAGGGUGUGAAGAUAACUGUGUGGCAGAACAGGAAUACAAAGAUACAAAGUUACGUGCUACAAUACUGGACACUGGGUUGUAUUAUGAUCGCUACCUCCGUGAAGUAAUUGAUGUAUUGGAAACAGACAGACAUUUUCGGGACAAACUUCAGACAGCAAAUAUAGAUGAAAUAAAGAGUGGAAAACUCGCUAAAGAACUAAACUUAGUGAGUCAUCUUGUGAGAACCAAAUUAGAUGAAUUGAAACGACAGGAGGUGUCCCGGUUACGAAUGCUUAUUAAAGCUAAAAUAGAUGCACAACAAGAUGCAGGAAUAGACCAUCAUGCUUUGUUGAAACAAUUUGAGCACCUCAAUCACCAAAACCCGCAUAGCUUUGAGCCAGAAGAUUUGGAAUUAUUGAUUAAAACUGCAACCAGUGAUCUGGAAAACUAUGAUAAAGAACGGCAUGAAGAAUUUAAGCAGUAUGAGAUGCUGAAGGAACAUGAGAGGAGGGAGUAUUUGAAAACAUUAGAUGAAGAAAAGAGGAAAGAGGAGGAGGCUCGGUUUGAUGAGAUGAAAAGGAAACACCAGGAUCACCCAAAAAUUAAUCAUCCAGGAAGCAAAGAUCAGUUGAAAGAAGUCUGGGAGGAAACAGAUGGCCUUGAUCCUGAAGAUUUUGAUACCAAGACCUUCUUCAAGCUGCAUGAUACUAAUGGUGAUGGUUUUUUGGAUGAGCAGGAGAUGGAAGCAUUAUUUACUAAAGAGCUGGAGAAGAUUUAUGACCCGAACAAUGAGGAAGAUGAUAUGAUAGAAAUGGAAGAAGAACGAUUGAGAAUGAGGGAGCAUGUUAUGAAAGAGAUUGACACAAACAAAGACCGACUGAUAUCUGUUGAUGAAUUUUUAACUGCUUCUGAGAAGAAGGAUUUUGUGGAUGCAGAUAAUUGGGAGACUCUAGAUGAACAGGAGCUUUAUUCAGAAGAUGAGCUGCAAGAGUUUGAAAGACGACUGUCUCAGCAGGAGCAUGAACUGCAAAUGAAAUCAGAUGAUCUGUUGAAACAGCGUGAAGCACUGCAGCUUCAACAAGACCAGCUCCAAGCACAGAAAUUUGAGUUCCAGCAGGCUGUACAACAUCUGGAGCAACAAAAACAGCCGCAGCAGGUUCAUCCUCCAGCAGGACCUAAUGGAGAACUCCAGUUCCAUCAAGAAAAACAACAAGCAGCUCCUCCUGGAAAUAUGCAAGCUAUGCCUCCAGGCCAUGAUCAGCCCCAAGGUUUAAACCAGCCAGCUCCUGGUCAGGAUCAACCUCAACAAUAAUCACUAUGCCUCCAGGAUUUGGGCGAGCAUAUGAGUUCCUGAAUGGCUUUUUGGGUCCAAAUGAUCAUUGCUCCAAUCCGAUAAUUUUUUAUUGCUGUUUAUUCCUGUUAAAGUUGCACAUUAUGCAGAGACCACUGUCUGCGAGCAUUUUCUUCAUGGGGGUUACUGAAACACUCGUGCAAAUAUUUCAUUAUCCAACAAAGGUGAUUUACCUAUGAUAGUGAGCAGAAUUCACUUGAAACCCUGAACAGAGAUCUGAGAUUCAUUUGUGAAUUGUAGUAGAAUAGAAUGGCUGCAACUGGGUUGUGAGCAUUUGGAAAAAUAUUUUCAUCCUGUGGUUGGUAUGAUUCUUUUAUGAAAUGUUGGAGAAAAUCCUUAGUGUAUUAAUAAUUAAAAUUGCGAUGGUUCUUGGGAUUUAAAAAGUAGCUAAGAUAUUUGGGUUAGUAUUUUAGGUUUGUAAGUAGAAAAGCUAAUCAUUUUAUUUGUGAGGCAUUGUGUUCAAGAUUGUUGAGUAUGAUUUACUGCUGGUUUCUCUUCUUGGCUUUAGCUAGUUUAGCUAUCUUCAGCUGCAAUUAAUCUCACUCAGUCUUGGUCUUCAAUGCCAUAUCUUGGCCAACAAUAUUUGGGUGUGAUAAUGUCAGCUGGAAAAUAGUGAGAGGGUGGGCUUUUAUUGCAAGUGCUUACACUUUCAAUGCUUUUUUUUUUUCCAAGUUUGAUUAUUUUGAAACAUUGAUUCAUCCUUUUGUUGUUGAUGGGUUUAGAUGGAUAUCCAGUGUGCUACUCAUAAUUGUGUUUGGUUAUCAAAGUAUUUUUGGUACUUCUUUUAACCUUCGAUUUGUUACUAAUUACCCUGCCAGUCUGAGGACUGGAGACAAUCCUCUCAGUGGAAGUUCUGUGGACCAUCUCUUUCCAUGGUUUUCCCAGGUAGGAUUUAAAUUCACACAGUUGCCAUAGCUGAUAUUCAAGUCAGUUGAUAAUCCAAAAAUGCUAACUGGCUGUUAUGAGUUGCCAAUUUGCAGUUUCCAAUUCAGCAACUGCCAGCCUGUUAUUUUACUUCAUAAAAGAUGCUUAUUAAUAUCUCAAUACAUCCAUUUUAAGGUAACGGUAACUAGAAGAACUGUUCAUCAUAAUGGAUAUGGGUAUUCUGUUUUAAUGUUGGACUGAUUUUACUCCUGAACUUGUAGGGUUUUAGGUUCUUGGCAUUUCAGAUUUGUUAAAGAUCACCAACAUUUACUAGCUCGUAGUAAUGUAUCAACAUGCAUAAUAGAAUCACCAAGUACAAAAGAGAAGUGUAUGGUCCUCCCCAAGAUGUAUGCUGUUUGUAUAGGAGCCAAUGCCCAUUUGCCUUCGUUAGCAUGGUUUGGUUUACUUGGAUACUUAACUUAUCUGCCACAGUGGGAAUGCUGAUUGCCAUAAUGCACAGAUAAUAGAUGUGUAGUCACAAAUUGAAUGUUGCAUUUUAUCAUGUGUAAACUGUUGGUUGAAUAAUACUGAAGAUCUGAAGAUUGUGGACUGAUUUUAUUUCAGCAUUUUAAUAGAUUUAGUUAAAUUAGAAAAGCUGCUUCUCACAGUAUUUGCAUUCUGACAGACAAGUUGUCUUAAUGAACCUCAUUGUUUGACUUAACUGUAACAAUGCAUUGAUGAUUUUAUUAUAUGGGUAAGGAUUUGCAAUGCAAUCUCCCCUCAACGUGUUAGGCUUAGCUGUGCCGUUUUGGAGAACGAUCAGUUGAAGUCCAGCUAUUCUGCCACAGGGAUGUGGUUUAAAAUGCACACAGGUCAGUUUCAGAAUGGUGCUGGCAGAAAUGUAGAAGGUGAGCAUCCUUCUUAACAAAAGAUGCUGCAUAAUGGCCAUAAAGUAAUAUUUGAAAUAUGUUUGAAAUUUAGGAAUUGCACAAAUGAAAUAUUGCAGUUGCUGGAGGUAUGAAAUAAAAUGACAUGCCAGAAAACCUCCAAUCUGGCAGAAAGAGGAACAGAGUUAAUGUUUUAAGUCCAGUAUGAUUUCCUCCAAAUUUAGGAAGGAUAGCAAUGUAAUGAUUUUUAUGCUGUUGAAAAGAAGAUGAGUGGGAUCAUGUGGAACAGAAGAGAAUAUCCGGGAUAUUUGUUCUUGUAGGUUUAUUGGCAGAUUGAUAUUGCUGCCAUGAGUGGCUGAACUGAGUUUGAACUGUUGGCAUGAAACACUUAAAAGCUAGGAGCAUCUUGAGUGAGAAUAAGCAGUUGGUGGGAGGAUACCUUUUGAGAACAGAGGAAACUAUGAAGGUGACACAUGGGACAGUUGAAUUGACAAUUCAAAACACUAGACUUAAAAUGCUUGUUGCCAGGAAUUGACACAGUCUUUACCCAAAUUUAAAUACUAAGUGAUGCACUGGGUUGAAUUGUAGCCUCUAAUCUUGAAGCCUGGACUUCAGUCCACCAAGGCUGAAGACCAUCUGGUCAGUGAAAGUCCAAUGUAAAAUAAAGUUGGUAAUUUGUCUGAAUUUCUAGUAGGUAGUUUCUAUUAUGUGUGGAUUCACAGCACAGAAUUGCCCCUACUGUAAUACUUUUUGGCACUCCUAAUUACUGGCUGAUGUUGGAAAUAUAAAAUGUUACAUAAAUAUAGCCAGUACGUUGAAGUGUCUUUUGAGUGAAAAUAUACAUUUCAGACACACGAGGGAGUCCUCUACUCUGAAUCUAACUAUAUUGCACCUGACCUGGGGAAUGCUUAAUAUUGGCACUGAGUAUCUAAACUUGUAAUGUGUUAAAUAAAUUGGCAUCACAUAUUUUGCCUUGCUAAGUAUAAAACUUUAAGUUAUGAAAAUGCUGUCUUUGAUCUGGAGUUGAAAUGCCCUUCAGUUUAUUUGUGUAACAUAUUCAACAUUUCUUGAUUUAAGGAAUACAAUGUUUCAUUGUCUACUUACCAAGUAAAGCCUUUCCAAAGAGAUAUCUGCUACUACUAUGUGUACAGGUAUUCCAUUGCAUUUUGAAAUCUGUUAAGCAUUUGUAUUCAAACUUAAGUUUAUUGUCUUGGCUCCAAAGUAUAAUUUCUGAGUACGUAUUUUAAAAUGUGUUGUUAAUGUGUUUUUAUUUGACUAUUGUCCUGGUUUUGUUUUGUGGUGCAAUAUUAGUAGAUGAAAUUGUUUAGGUUCUAUUAAUUUCUUUGUAAGAUUGGUUUAUAAAAUAAUUGCAUUUGAGCAUAAAGCAAAAUAUUUAAAUUAUU
This is a messenger RNA of Chiloscyllium plagiosum (whitespotted bambooshark), 4606 nucleotides long. The record is from RefSeq and is a predicted model, not a curated record. NCBI's taxonomy places the organism in Eukaryota, Metazoa, Chordata, Chondrichthyes, Orectolobiformes, Hemiscylliidae.